CAUGUGAGGCAAGCACUCUUACCACUGAGCCACCACCUUCCCAACCCUCAAUUCUUAGCCUGCCUUAGGCAUACUAUGUAUAGUUUUGUGCCCCUUAGAUUCUCUGUUGAACUAAAGUGUUUUCUUAGGAUAUUCUGUGAACUAGUUCAUCCAGCAAGCAGUUUUAUCUUGGGUAUACUUCAAGGAAAAUGCUGAGUAAGCCCAUCAUUAACAUUUAGUCAAAGACUGUGUGUGACAAGAAUGUUGGCUUUAUGAUUCUUAUAACUUUAAAAUCAGAGAUGUGCCUGUUUUAGUGUUAAUACUUUAGUGUCUGGGCAAUCUAGGUAAGUAUAAAAGAAGACAAUCUUAAUAGUAUCCUAAGUAACACUGUAGUUUAUUUUUUUCCCAUACCUGUGACAGCUGACAGUUCGAGAAGCUAUUAAUCAAGGUAUGGAUGAGGAGCUGGAAAGAGAUGAGAAGGUAUUUCUGCUUGGAGAAGAAGUUGCCCAGUAUGAUGGGGCAUACAAGGUUAGCCGAGGCCUGUGGAAAAAAUAUGGAGAUAAAAGGAUCAUAGACACUCCGAUAUCUGAGAUGGGUUUUGCUGGAAUUGCAGUUGGUGCAGCUAUGGCUGGGUUGCGGCCCAUUUGUGAAUUUAUGACCUUCAAUUUCUCUAUGCAAGCCAUUGACCAGGUUAUAAACUCAGCUGCCAAGACGUACUACAUGUCUGCAGGCCUCCAGCCUGUGCCCAUAGUAUUCAGGGGACCUAAUGGUGCCUCAGCAGGUGUGGCUGCCCAACACUCACAGUGCUUUGCUGCAUGGUAUGGGCACUGCCCAGGCUUAAAGGUGGUCAGCCCCUGGAAUUCAGAGGAUGCAAAAGGACUUAUUAAAUCAGCCAUUCGGGAUAACAAUCCAGUGGUGAUGCUAGAGAAUGAAUUGAUGUAUGGAGUUUCCUUUGAACUUCCUGCAGAAGCUCAGUCAAAAGAUUUUCUGAUUCCCAUUGGAAAAGCCAAAAUAGAAAGGCAAGGGACACAUAUAACCGUAGUUGCCCAUUCGAGACCUGUAGGCCACUGCUUAGAAGCUGCAACUGUACUAUCUAAAGAGGGAAUUGAAUGUGAGGUAAUUAAUAUGCGUACCAUCAGACCAAUGGACAUUGAUGCCAUAGAAGCCAGUGUCAUGAAGACAAAUCAUCUUGUAACUGUGGAAGGAGGCUGGCCACAGUUUGGAGUAGGAGCUGAAAUUUGUGCCAGGAUCAUGGAAGGACCUGCAUUCAAUUUCCUGGAUGCUCCUGCUGUUCGUGUCACUGGUGCUGAUGUUCCAAUGCCUUACGCUAAGAUUCUAGAAGACCACUCCGUACCUCAAGUCAAAGACAUCAUAUUUGCUAUAAAGAAAACACUGAAUAUCUAGCUUGGACUUGAAUAUCAAGUCCUUGGGAUUUAUUUAAAACACUUGGCUGGAGCUUCAUCUGGAUUGUACUUGUAAGACCUUACUAUUCAGAAAGUAAAGUUAUCUCUAAAGCAACAAACAGGUGUUUUUGUACUCCUAAGUUCAAAUGUCUCCCGUCAUAGACUCCAUGUUUUCUGUUACAAUUGUCUUGUCUUUUGAGUAAGGUUAGUGUAAAAUUUUAUCCUUUAACCAGAAGGACAAGAUAUGAAUGUGGCAGGGUGCUGAUGAAAAGUAUAUUCAAAAAUGGUAACUUAUAUGUAUUAAAAGUGUAUAAUCUAGGUUGACUAUUAGAUUGUUUUGAUAAUAAAGGAAUGCGUAAGUA
Molecule: messenger RNA, 1744 nt
Organism: Dipodomys ordii (Ord's kangaroo rat)
Lineage: Eukaryota; Metazoa; Chordata; Mammalia; Rodentia; Heteromyidae
Gene: Pdhb
Product: pyruvate dehydrogenase (lipoamide) beta
Exons: 8
Coding region: 430-1383 (317 amino acids)
Biological process (GO): pyruvate decarboxylation to acetyl-CoA
Molecular function (GO): pyruvate dehydrogenase (acetyl-transferring) activity
Source: RefSeq, a predicted model, not a curated record